UAGGCCAUGCCGCCUGUUAUUAUUGUUUCUAUUUACUAAUUGCUCAAGCAUGUUUUGGACGUAUAUUGCUUAUAUUAUUCGUUGACAAAUGCAUAAUAUUUAAAGUAAAAUGGACUCGAAAUAUAUGGCACUAGGUAAUACUGGUGGAUUACCAUCGAUAAGCUUUUCUGUAAAACGCAAGAUCGAAACGAUCGAGUCGCACAGUGGUUUUUCAUCAAAAUCCCCCCAUGUGCCAGCUAAGCAUCCUCGUCUAACGAACUCGAAAAAACCAAGCAUUGGAUACAAUCAGCAUUUACUACCAGUUUUCAAUUGUCAACAACGAAUACUGCGGGAAAUCGAUGAAAAUGACACCGUACUUAUUAUGGGUGAAACUGGCUCUGGUAAAACCACACAGAUACCACAAUUUCUUCUGCAUGCUGGCUAUGCUAGGAAUCAAAUGAUGAUUGUCAUAACCCAACCACGUCGUGUCGCUGCCAUUACGGUGGCCCGGCGAGUGGCCCAAGAACUAUCAAGCACAAUUGGUGAUCUAGUCGGUUAUACGGUGCGUUUCGAAGAUGUCACCUCGGAGAAGACUAAAAUACGAUUUUUAACUGAUGGUGUGCUAUUACGUGAAUCUAUAUUAGAUCGUUUACUGCUCAAAUAUUCUGUUAUUAUGCUCGAUGAGGCACACGAGCGUACCGUGAACGGUGAUUUACUCUUUGGCAUUGUUAAGACAGCACAAAAAGAGCGUAAGAAACGCAAAUUGGCCAAUUUAAAAGUAAUUGUCACUUCCGCUACAAUGGAUAUCGAUCAUUUUGGCAAAUACUUUAAUUGUCGCGGUCUAUAUCUUGAGGGAAGAACACAUCCUGUUCGAGUGAUGCAUGCCAAGGAGCCACAAGAUGAUUAUAUACAUGCAGUUCUUGUGACACUAUUUGAGAUUCAUAGGAAUGAGCCUAUCGAUCAUGAUGUUUUAAUAUUCCUAACCGGACAGGAUGAAAUCGAGGGAUUGGCUCAACAAAUACGACAACUGGCAAAGAUAAAUACAACUGGUCCGAGUGAUGUUCGAGUAUUUACAUUGUACUCUCAAUUGUCUCAGGCCAAGCAACUGGAGUGCUUUCUACCAGUUCCAGCCAAUACACGCAAAAUAGUAUUGGCCACAAAUAUUGCAGAGACAUCGAUUACAAUUCCUGGCAUUCGUUGUGUCAUUGACUGUGGUUAUGUUAAGGAGAAACACUUUAAUCCCAGCUCAUGUUUUGAUAGUUUAAAAACGGUGCGCAUAUCGAAAGCUCAAGCAUGGCAGCGUACUGGACGUGCUGGCCGCGAUGCACCUGGUAUUUGUUAUCGUACAUAUACAAGAAAAGAUAUGGAAACAUUUAAGACGGCAACAGAUCCCGAAAUAUUAAGAAUAAAUACCACAUCGACUGUGUUACAGCUUUUGGCGUUGGGCAUUAAAUGUGAAAAUUUUGACUUUUUGGAUAUGCCAUCGGAGGAGAGUUUAAAUAAGGCGAAUCGCGAUUUGGAGACACUUGGUGCCAUUAAAUUCGGUGGUGAUGGAACGGCGAAUAUUACACCAUUGGGUCGUUUGAUGGUACACUUUCCACUCGACCCGAGAUAUUCGAAAUUGCUAUUAUCGGCACCUAAGUUUAAUUGUUUGGAAGAGAUGCUAAGUCUGGUUGCUGUGCUAUCAAGUGAUAACAUUUUCGUUGUACACACUGAGAAAUCCGAAUUGGCUGCCUUGGCGCAUGCAAAAUUUCAAUCGAAGCAUGGAGAUCAUUUAACACUUCUGAAUGUCUUCAACGCAUUUCAAAAGACGGAGAAACCAAAGGUCUGGUGUCACGACAACUUUUUAAAUUUGCGUAAUCUUACAUAUGCACGAAAUGUUCGUAAUCAAUUAGCUGAUAUAAGUACAAAUAUAGGUUUAACCCUAAGCAGUGGGGCCAAUGUUGAAUCCCAGAAGAAAUGCCUCAUAAAUGGUUUAUUUGAUAACAUUGCUGUACUUCAAAAGGAUGGCAACUAUCAAACCAUACUUGGUCGGCAUAAGGCGAAAAUUCAUCCAUCAAGUGUUCUGCAUGGCAAAUACAAACCGAACUACAUUUUAUUUAAUGAACUAAUCCAAACUGAUCAGAAUUUUCUACGACUAGUCACAGAAAUAUGUGUAGAAUGGGUUGAGGAAGUUGUGCCACACUUUAAAAAUAUUAUGAAAUAUUAAUAAAAUUAAUAAAGAAGAAGAAACUUUUUACCAAGUAGUAGUUGAGCAUAAUGAAAAAAAUAAUGAAUAUAGUGCAAUCUAUGUUUGACUAUUUAGUUUGGUCGAUGCUAAUUAAUAUUUUAUUUGUCUCCUAACUGAAUAUUUGUGUAUUUCUUCCCAAUGAUACAAUAAAUACAAAUCUAAUGGAUCUGAUUAAAAAUUUA
Molecule: messenger RNA, 2391 nt
Organism: Drosophila willistoni
Lineage: Eukaryota; Metazoa; Arthropoda; Insecta; Diptera; Drosophilidae
Gene: ath
Product: ATP-dependent RNA helicase DHX33
Exons: 5
Coding region: 110-2188 (692 amino acids)
Biological process (GO): positive regulation of transcription by RNA polymerase I
Cellular component (GO): intracellular anatomical structure; nucleolus
Molecular function (GO): RNA binding; ATP binding
Source: RefSeq, a predicted model, not a curated record